Molecule: messenger RNA, 261 nt
Organism: Clunio marinus
Lineage: Eukaryota; Metazoa; Arthropoda; Insecta; Diptera; Chironomidae
Source: the annotation of a GenBank genome assembly
AUGAUUUUGAGUAGUUGGCUUGCAAAACAAUUAAAGACAUCAAAAGAUGAACUGCCAGAAUUUGUAAUUAAACAUCACAACUAUAGUUUCUUACAAAUGUUGCUUUUAAACUAUUUGCAUGAGCCUUGCUAUGGAAGCAACCUCAAAGGAAGAAUUUUAAUUCAAGAUGUUUCAGAAACACAUAUCAAAAGAUUUCAAUUAAAUGCUUAUUUGAUACACAAUUUAUGUUUUGCUAUCAGUCUCGGAGUUUAUUAUGAAUAA